GGUACUACUCGAUUCUAUUGGUCCUCUCUGCACCAAUCUCCGGCCUUCAUUCGGAAAGACGACGACGAUUCGGUCUUAUCAAAAUCCAGACAGGCAGCCUUGAGAAACGAGAGGUAUAAAAUUACACGCGCACUGAGAGAGAGGCCAUGGCCCCUCCGGUGAAGAACGCCGUCCGGGCGGCGGCGGCACCGACGGAAGAGUGGUCCUCCCAGCCCGAGGUGACAGCCGCCCACCCGCCGAAAAACGCUGCUGGCGACGGCGAUCGACGCCCCAUCUCGACUGUCCUCAUCAUCAUAGCGAUGCAGACGGAGGCGCUCCCCCUCGUCAACAAGUUCCAUCUCUCCGAAGACAUCGAUGGAUCCCUGUUCCCAAAAGGUGUUCCAUGGGUCAGGUACCAUGGUAUAUACAAGGAACUGCAUAUAAAUUUAGUCUGGACAGGGAAAGAUUCAAUUCUGGUUGAGUUCUCAAAAUUUGGUUGUGUUUUAGCAGGAGUUGAUAGUAUAGGCACAAUAUCAGCAUCUCUUGUGUCAUAUGCUUCUAUACAAGCCUUGAAGCCAGAUCUUAUUAUCAAUGCAGGUACUGCUGGUGGCUUUAAGGCAAAAGGAGCGUGUGUUGCAGAUGUCUACCUUGUGUCAAAUGUUGCUUUUCAUGAUAGAAGGAUACCAAUCCAUGUAAUUUUUUUUUGUGUUAAUUAUUUGUAUGGAAUUGGAGCUCGGCAAACCUUCUCUACUCCUAAUCUUAUUGAUGAACUUAACUUGAAGGUGGGAAAAUUGUCUACUGGUGAUUCCUUGGAUAUGUCCCCACAAGAUGAAGUAUUAAUUCUAGCAAAUGAUGCUGUGGUUAAAGAUAUGGAGGGAGCAGCAGUGGCUUAUGUGGCUGACUUACUCUCGGUCCCAGCAAUCUUUAUCAAAGCUGUGACAAACACUGUUGAUGGACAGAAGUCCAUUGCAGAGGAGUUCUUGCAAAACUUGAUUGCAGUAUGCACGACACUGGCCCAGACCGUCAGCCAGGUGGUUGAUUUUAUAAGUGGUAAAUGCCUCUCUGAGCUUUGAAGGCUAUGCAUUGGUGUUUUGUAUAAUUAAUCAGCACACUCUAUGUGAUUUUGAGGGUUGUCAAUCAUGAUGCUGUAGGCCUACAUGGUAUGUUAUGUCACUACCAAUGUGCAAAAUUAGCCUGCUGGAGUUUCUACAUGACAUGGACUUUUGUUAUGAUGACCACAAAGCCCCAAGCAUGUAUAAAAUGUUUUGUUUGCAUACAUGUGAUCGAGUUUAUGUGCUUGUAACAUUGAAGCUUUUAUUCAAAAUGUUUUGUUCAGUUA
Molecule: messenger RNA, 1318 nt
Organism: Phoenix dactylifera (date palm)
Lineage: Eukaryota; Viridiplantae; Streptophyta; Magnoliopsida; Arecales; Arecaceae
Source: RefSeq, a predicted model, not a curated record